GGAUAAGGGUAUUAGGAGUUAAGCCAAGAAAGGUAGGUGGGUGGCUGUUGUGAAGGCUUUUGAGUACCAGACUGAGGAGUUUGUACCCAAUUCAGGGAUCUAUUGGAAACCAACCACUGAAAGUGCUGGAGUAGGGAGAAUUCUGAUCCUUAUGAUGAACGAUCUGGAUCUUUGCAGCUGUUUGGUGAUACAAGAGUUGAAGAUCCAUUAAAAUGCCACUUCCAGAAGUAAAAUUUAAUUUUAAAGGGAAAGUUUAGGUGGGAAGUAAUAAAAGUCUCAACUCUAAACAGGACUUUAGGAAUUGGAUGUGUGGGGGACAGAGAGGGUAUUUGAAAAAUGUUAUUCAUGCAUGGUAAGUAAAGCAUGUGGUCACUGACAAGUUAGUGGAAGCGCCACUGCUGCUGACUCCAGCUAGUGUCCCCAACCUCUGACUUUAAAAAAAUUCUCAGCUUGUUCCAUGGGCCACAAAAAUUCUACCCAUCCAUUAUCCUGAUGUGAAUCAGCUUUCAAUAGGGCCUGAGAGCCUGUAAACUUCUUUGUUUCCCAUUCAAGAUGCCACUUUCAGACUUUGUUCUGGCCCUGAAGGACAAUCCCUACUUUGGGGCUGGAUUUGGCCUGGUUGGUGUGGGCACAGCCCUAGCCCUGGCCCGAAAGGGUGCCCAAUUGGGCCUGGUGGCAUUCCGGCGCCAUUACAUGAUCACACUGGAAGUCCCUGCUCGAGACAGGAGCUAUGCUUGGUUGCUUAGCUGGCUUACCCGCCACAGUACCCGUACUCAGCACCUCAGCGUGGAAACUUCAUACCUUCAGCACGAGAGUGGUCGGAUCUCCACCAAGUUUGAAUUUGUUCCCAGCCCUGGAAACCACUUUAUCUGGUAUCAGGGCAAAUGGAUCCAGGUAAAACGAAGUCGAGAAAUGCAGAUGAUAGACUUGCAGACCGGGACUCCUUGGGAAUCUGUCACCUUCACAGCUUUGGGCACUGACCGCAAGAUUUUCUUCAACAUCCUGGAGGAAGCUCGAGAGCUAGCCUUGCAACAGGAGGAAGGAAAGACCGUGAUGUACACAGCUGUGGGCUCUGAAUGGCGCCCCUUUGGCUAUCCACGCCGCCGCCGGCCACUGAAUUCUGUGGUUCUACAGCAUGGUCUGGCUGACCGAAUUGUCAGAGACAUCCGGGAAUUCAUUGAUAACCCCAAGUGGUACAUUGAUAGAGGUAUUCCCUAUAGACGUGGCUACCUGCUUUAUGGACCCCCUGGUUGUGGAAAGAGCAGUUUUAUCACAGCCCUGGCUGGGGAACUGGAACAUAGCAUCUGUCUGCUGAGUCUCACAGACUCUAGCCUCUCUGAUGACCGGCUCAAUUACCUGCUGAGUGUGGCUCCACAGCAAAGUCUGGUGCUCCUGGAGGAUGUGGAUGCUGCUUUUCUCAGUCGAGACUUGGCUGCAGAGAACCCUGUGAAGUACCAAGGUCUAGGUCGUCUUACCUUCAGUGGAUUGCUCAAUGCCUUGGAUGGAGUGGCUUCCACUGAGGCACGCAUUGUGUUCAUGACCACCAACCAUGUUGAUAGGCUGGACCCUGCCCUGAUACGCCCUGGGAGAGUAGAUCUGAAGGAGUACGUGGGCUACUGUUCACACUGGCAGCUGAUCCAGAUGUUCCAGAGGUUCUAUCCAGGGCAAGCACCUUCUUUAGCUGAAACCUUUGCAGAUCAUGUCCUUCAAGCUACAACCCAGAUCAGUCCAGCCCAAGUGCAGGGCUACUUCAUGUUGUAUAAAAAUGACCCCACAGGGGCAAUUCAGAAUACCGAGUCUCUGAGGUAAUCAGCCAGGCUGUGCUGGGCUCUCCUCCUAGAGGAAAUCAAUAAACACUUGCCAUACUA
Messenger RNA from Marmota flaviventris (yellow-bellied marmot), 1868 nucleotides. It is a transcript of the gene Bcs1l, whose product is annotated as BCS1 homolog, ubiquinol-cytochrome c reductase complex chaperone. The record is from RefSeq and is a predicted model, not a curated record. Gene Ontology annotation, molecular function: ATP hydrolysis activity; ATP binding. Lineage: Eukaryota; Metazoa; Chordata; Mammalia; Rodentia; Sciuridae.